AGAAGGACCUUUGAUACCUGGAGGAUGACUUUGCUGACCACCUUAAAAGAAAUUAUCUGAUUAUGGAUCAAACAUGAAGAGGGCCGACCGAUGAGAAUUGAGUUUGAGUAAGUGCAGAUUUUUCAGUUGUCACGUGACUGAAGUGGAGGCUGCUGGUUGGACGACGCUGUUGGCGCCACAAUGAGCAGAGAUGGCGAAGUGGUCUGUACAGGUUGGCUCAGGAAAUCUCCACCAGAGAAAAAGCUACGCCGUUACGCCUGGAAGAGGCGUUGGUUCGUGCUGCGUAGCGGCCGACUGAGCGGUGAGCCUGAUGUUCUGCAGUAUUACAAGAACGCACAUUCCCGUCGGCCCAUCAGAACCAUAAACCUGAGCAUGUGUGAGCAGGUGGACGCCGGCUUGUCGUUCACAAAGAAGGAACUGGAGAAAAGCUUUGUUUUUGAUGUAAGGACGGAGGAGAGGACGUGGUACCUGGUGGCUGAGUCCGAGGAAGACAUGAAUCACUGGGUGGCCUCCAUCUGCCUGCUGUGUGGCUUCAACCCAACAGACGAAGUACAUGAUGACGUUCCCGUCUCCAGCACUUCCCCUGGCAUCACUAUUGCCACGGUAACGGUCUCUGGAGCCCCCUACGAGCCUGUCGGAGUGCGCCCCCGGGUGAUGGAAGGUGGCAGUGUGGAGGAUUACGUGUGGCUAGCGCAAUGUCGAACACACAUCAGGCCUCCACAAGGUUCCUCUACCUCUCUAGAUAGCGACAGUGGCGACCACCUCUUUCCUACUCCCUCUAUCGCCUCUUCCUCCUCUUCGCCCUCGCCCUCCCGACUUCCCACCAGCCUCCCUCCGCCUUCCUCCGGCUCUCGGACGGCGCCAUGGACAUCUGCUGCCACAACAGAUGCACUUAGCCAGUCUCUGAACUCUAUCACGAGUCCUUACCUCCAGAGAGCAGGCGAGAGACCUCGAUGUCACCCCUCUCCACAUCCAAGGAAGCAUUCACUGGAUUUCCACCUGCGCCCCGUGGCAAUCGCUGCCUCCAGUGGCUACCAGAUACCCCGCCCUGCAGCCGCACAUCAGCCACACACCCCUCUGCGCCCCUAUUCCACCCCUAGUGUGGACUCCUUAACACAGGCUGAGCUUUUCACCUCCACCCCGACUCCUCCACCGCGCCCGCCUAAGCCCAUUGCCAUGGCAGCCAUCGGUGAGAGUCUGACGAACGGGCAGGGCUCUGAGUCGGGGCCGAGCCCUGGAAGCGUGGAAGUUGCCGGGGGAGUGACCAGGAGUAACUCUGCCACCACACCUAGACGUUGUGAGUCUCUGACGCUGUCUCGCUCGCUCUCAGACAGAGCGAGCCUGUUUGACUUCAGCGAUAGCUUCAACAGCUACUUUUUGAAUAAAGGCAUGGUGCCUCUGGGCAGUGUUUGUUCCGAAGACAACGAUGCGGAUGAAAAUUAUGUUCCCAUGAACGCCGCCACCAUCGAGCCCCCUCACCUGGCGCGACCUUCGGAAACACCCCACAAUCACCAGGAGGCCAACUACGUUUCCAUGACCCCUCUCGGCCCUCACCUCGCCGCUGCAGCUGACCCGCCGUCAUUGGGGACACAGGUGCCCCCGGCUGCUCACACAGGCUUCCGUAUACCCUCAUUGAUGCCCCUCACUGCCCCUCACCCGAGGGAGGGAGAGCUGGAGACGGUGCCGCCGCCCGUUCAUCGCAAUUUGAAGCCACAACGCAGAGUCAGACCAGCGCCCCUCAACAUCCCUCCAGUGCAGCAGGACUGGCAAGAAGUCCCGCCCCCUGUGCGCUCACCUGUCACUCAGACCUUCACAAGACCCCCGUCCAGUCGUCGUACAGUCAGGCCCACCUCCUCCCACAGUUCAUUUUCCUCCUCCGACUCUGAUGAUCUCGACGACAGCUACGUUGCCAUGACGAACAGUAGUCUCAGCUUCAGCGCAGAAGAGUGUUCUCUGAGGCUCAUGCUACAUCGUGCAUCUGAGGGAGGAGUCAGCAGCCCAUUGGUCAGGCGAGCCAGAGGCAGCAAACAUGUGGAGUACCUGGACCUAGACCUCCACGUGGGACGAGUGACACCGACAAGGCAGAAACGCUGCACGGAUGAUAGCGGCGACAAACUGGCUGGAGGCGUCGAGGAGCACGCCCGGGGAGACCGAACUCGUGUGGACUACGUGGUGGUGGACCCCAAGAGGACCAAGGCCCUGAGGAAUACCAGGGAGGCGUGGCACGAUGGGAGAAUGUCCACGGAGAAGUGCAAGGAGCACAGCUGAGAAGCCAAGUAUGGUCGUUUCCGUGCCAACAUCAAUGGUUCAAAACCUUGAAUUGAAGUAUUUAUUUCAAACCUGCACAGUACAACAACAAACGGUUUUGUUUUGUUUUUACAUUUUGGCAGAGACAUUUAUGCAAGGCUUGAAAAGGGGUUGGAUGAAGCAGAUGUUUAUAAUAUCCCAACCCCUCUCACUCAUUCCACAUUUAACAUAAACAAUAUAAUACAAGAACAAUACUGUACAAACAAAAACAAGAAAAGCUCCUGUACACUAACAAUACAAUAGUACCACUGUUACUAUGAGACAAGACGAGACAACACACACACACACACACACACACACACACACACACACACACACACACACAGGCCCAAACACUCCCUGACCAUACGCCUCUCUCCCAUCGCUCUGUGCUGAGGGCAUCACUCUCUUUCCUCCUCGUACUUCUUUAGUACUUCUUUUUUAAACAGUCUUUUAAAUGUAAUCAUGUUAGAACAGGUUUUUAACUCGUCCCCUAAGUUGUUCCACAGACUGACUGCACGCACUGAAAUGCACAUUGAUUUUAAAGUUGUUCUAAAUUUAGGCAAAUAUAAUUUGUUGUUUCCUCUUAGACUGUAACUAUGGUGAGCAUCUCUAUCCUGGAAUAGGUUCUGUAUAUUGGAUGGUAGAGAGUUUUGGGAUGCCCUAAACAUAAUUUGAGCAGUUUUAGAAUUGAUCACAUCGUGCAGUUUAAGUUGCUUUAACUCCAUGAAUAGUGGAUUUGAAUGAUGUAAGUAGUGAACAUUGGACACAAUCCUAAUGGCCUUUUUCUGUAGAGUGACUAAAGGCUGUAAAUGGGAUUUAUAACAAUUUCCCCAGACUUCAACACAAUAGUUUAAAUAUGACAUAAUAAAUGAAUGAUACAAUAACAGCAGAGCAUUGGUGUUCAAUAAAUGACAUGAUCUCCUCAUCAUUCCAACACAUUUAGCAACUUUUGUCCUCAGGUAACUUAUAUGAGGCUUCCAUGAUAUAUUUAUACCUUAUUUUGGUAGCCACGCCCAAAUCUCAACACAUCCAAGAGCAUCUCUAAAGAUGAUUUUAGCAAAUGGAUUUUACUUUUCUUUCUGUGAAUAAACAACGCUGAAAACAUCACUUAAUGAGGUUCCAGAGUGACUUAAGCUGUCCCUUUUUGUUUUGAAUUGAAUCUCUCUCAAAGGUUUUCUUUUUUGUUAAGUAUACUAAGUAUACCGGUACAUGGUUACUAAGAGCACAUUUUGAAAGUAUAGUGUUGUUCUAAACCAGGGGUCGGGAACCUUUUUGGCUGAGAGAGCCAUGAAAGCCAAAGAUUUUAAAAUGUCUUUCCGUGAGAGCCAGAUAAUAUUUUUUAACAUUGAAUACAACUAAAUGCGUGUAUUUUUAAGUGAGACCAACAUUUUUAGAGUGUAAUAAGUCUCUUAUUCUUUUUAAUAACAUUGUUAUUCUGAAGCUAAUCAAUAAUAAAUAAAAUACUUCUUACCAAUAAUGCGACUUCUUGAACAGGUGCGGUAUAGAAAACGGAUGGAUGGAUUAAAAUGAAUGAGAAUGUUUUAUAUUUUGAACGUUAUUUUUAACACUGUGAUUACCAGCGGAAUUAUUCAUUACUUAUCAUGUUAAGCAAUAUCAGCUAAGAUUUAUCUGAGAGCCAGGUGCAGUCAUCAAAAGAGCCACAUCUGGCUCUAGAGCCAUAGGUUCCCUACCCCUGUUCUAAACCAUUACGGUCGUUAUUUAUUUCCCGAAAAUUACAUUAGUAAUAUUUCCACCAAACAUUGAAGGAGCUCCAUUACUGUGCCUUGUAAUAUCAAACAGAUGUUUGAUUAAAAAAAAUACCUGUACUGAGACCGUAGUACAGGCUAUUCAACUGGCGUCCCGGGGCCAAAUCCAAACCGGGAAUGACACUGUAUUAGCCCCCCAAGUUCAGUUCAAAAUUUGGGAGAGACUAUAGAUUUUUUUGCAGCAAAUUGAAUAUAAUGAAAACACCAUAGCGCUCAUAGAGGAACUUGGACAAACACAUUGGCAGAGUCUUGCAUUGACAUUUUAACCUCCCAAAGCAUCUACUGCAGCACUCAUCUGUAUUUUGCAUAACUGGUCCAUCUUUUCUGAAAUGUGCAACUCUGACAAGAAAAUAGACCAAAAACAAAUGUCCAAUACGAAUGCCCCUGUGGUCUUCAGCUCUCUGGAAAUGUGGCCCCUUGAACAAUUUAGUUGAAUAGCCCUGCCAUAGUAAGGGAACCAGAAAGUGACACAUUUAUUUUGCAUUGUUUUGUGUGUGUAAACCUUACCUCCUUUUGCACUAUUUCUUUUCUUUCUGUCCUAUGUUUUGCAUAUUUAUAGACUGUCACACUGAUACUGAAGUUGCCUUUAAUCUCAUUGUACCUGUAUAUAGUGACAAUAAAAGGCAUUCUAUUCUAUUCUAUAAAAAAAA
Messenger RNA from Nerophis lumbriciformis (worm pipefish), 4705 nucleotides. RefSeq names its product GRB2-associated-binding protein 1-like. The record is from RefSeq and is a predicted model, not a curated record. Gene Ontology annotation, cellular component: cytoplasm. NCBI's taxonomy places the organism in Eukaryota, Metazoa, Chordata, Actinopteri, Syngnathiformes, Syngnathidae. Gene Ontology annotation, biological process: signal transduction. Gene Ontology annotation, molecular function: signaling adaptor activity.